This is a messenger RNA of Fraxinus pennsylvanica, 1614 nucleotides long. NCBI's taxonomy places the organism in Eukaryota, Viridiplantae, Streptophyta, Magnoliopsida, Lamiales, Oleaceae. The record is from the annotation of a GenBank genome assembly.
AUGGGUUUUUUUAGUACUAUACUGGGUUUCUGUGGAUUCGGAGUUGGGAUUUCAACUGGAUUGGUGAUUGGUUACUACCUUUUCAUCUAUUUUCAACCCUGCGAUGUUAAGAAUCCUGUUAUCCGUCCUUUGGCUGAGCAAGACUUUCAAAGUUUGCAGCGAUUGCUUCAUGAAAUACCCCCGUGGGUAAAAAAUCCAGAUUAUGACCGUAUUGACUGGCUUAACAAGUUCCUUGAGGUUAUGUGGCCUUACCUGGACAAGGCAAUUUGCAAGACGGCCAAAAAUAUUGCAAAUCCCAUUAUUGCUGAACAAAUUCCAAAAUAUAAAAUUGAAUCAGUUGAAUUUGAAGAAUUAACACUGGGUUCUCUGCCGCCCACUUUUCAAGGUAUGAAGGUUUUUGUUACCGAAGAGAGAGAAUUGAUGAUGGAGCCUUCUCUGAAAUGGGCAGGGAAUCCUAAUGUCACAUUGGGUAUUAAAGCAUUCGGUCUAAAAGCAACUGUUCAGGUUGUGGAUUUGCAAAUCUUUGCUCAACCACGCAUCACCUUAAAGCCCCUUGUUCCAAGCUUUCCUUGUUUUGCCAAAAUUGUUGUCUCUCUCAUGGAGAAGCCACAUGUUGACUUUGGACUUAAGCUUGUUGGGGCUGAUCUUAUGUCAAUUCCUGGCCUUUACAGGUCUGUACAGGAGCUUAUCAAAGAUCAAGUUGCAAACAUGUAUCUGUGGCCUAAAACCCUAGAAGUGGAAAUUCUGGAUCCAACUAAAGCUAUGAUGAAGCCUGUUGGAAUUCUCCAUGUGAAGGUUCUGAGGGCAAUGAAGCUGAGAAAGAAAGACUUGUUAGGUGCAUCAGAUCCAUAUGUGAAAGUGAAAAUCACCGAAUCUAAGGCUCCAUCAAAGAAGACUACAGUGAAACAUAAGAAUUUGAACCCUGAGUGGAAUGAGGAAUUUAGUAUUGUUGUUAAAGAUCCAGAAUCGCAAGCUCUGGAGCUUAUUGUAUAUGACUGGGAACAGGUGGGGAAACAUGACAAGAUGGGCAUGAAUGUAGUUCCUCUAAAGGAACUUACACCUGAUGAGCCAAAAGUCAUGACACUGGAUCUUCUCAAGAACCAGAAUCAAAAUGAUGCUCAAGAUGAUAAGUUUCGUGGGCAGCUUGUGGUAGAGCUGACUUACAAACCUUUUAAGGAGGGAGAUAUGUCAAAUGGUCUUGACAAUCCAUUAGAAAAGGCUCCUGAAGACACACCAGCCGGUGGAGGGGUACUAGUGGUUAUAGUCCAUGAAGCUCAAGAUGUUGAAGGAAAGCACCACAAUAACCCAUAUGUGCGUAUCAUUUUCAAAGGAGAGGAGCGCAAAACUAAGCAAGUAAAGAAAAACAGAGAUCCAAGAUGGGACGAGGAGUUCACAUUCAUGUUGGAAGAACCUCCUUUGAAGGAGAAGCUACAUGUGGAGGUACUCAGCACCUCAACAAGAAUCGGCCUGCUGCAUCCCAAGGAAACAUUGGGCUAUGUCAAUAUCAGUCUUGCGGAUGUUGUCAACAACAAAAGGAUCAACGAGAAAUACCAUCUCAUAGAUUCAAAGAAUGGAAAGAUUCAAAUCGAGUUACAAUGGCGUACAUCAUCUUGA